Messenger RNA from Amaranthus tricolor (Joseph's coat), 3708 nucleotides. Its product is annotated as inositol hexakisphosphate and diphosphoinositol-pentakisphosphate kinase VIP2-like. The record is from RefSeq and is a predicted model, not a curated record. Bases 372 to 3542 code for a protein of 1056 amino acids. The transcript is spliced from 30 exons. Gene Ontology annotation, molecular function: metal ion binding; ATP binding; inositol hexakisphosphate kinase activity. NCBI's taxonomy places the organism in Eukaryota, Viridiplantae, Streptophyta, Magnoliopsida, Caryophyllales, Amaranthaceae. Gene Ontology annotation, biological process: inositol phosphate biosynthetic process; inositol metabolic process.
UCCCUAACAUGUCACAUACUCACAUGCAUAUUCCAGAAUCCAAAAAUGACCCCACCCCCACUUCUUUCCUCCAUCUCCACUUUAAUCUUUCCACCCAUUUAUAAACACGCCUUUUUCAUCAUCAUAAUCUCCAAAGUCCAAAAAGGCUAAAAGACUCCGAAAAGCAAAACAGCCUUUCAUUUCUCAUUACCUAUUAGGCAUUAGCUAGACUUAGGUAUAUACUAUCCAUUAUAAAUCCUCAUUCUCCGCCAUUUUUUCAGUUUGGACCAUUUCUUUCGUUCUAUAAUGCUCGCGAAUUCUUGACGCUGAAACCUCCGAUUUCUGAUUUAAGCGUUUCAGGAGAGAGAAAUCGAAGUUACAGAAACACGAAAAUGGCACAAAACGGUGGCGAUGUAGGAAGGAAAAUUAAACUUGGUGUUUGUGUGAUGGAAAAGAAGGUGAAAUGUGAUUUUGAGGCAUCUUCGGCCCCGAUGAAGCAGAUACUUGAGAGAUUGGAAGCAUUUGGUGAAUUUGAGAUUACACUUUUCGGCGAUAGAGUAAUACUUGAAGAUCCAAUUGAGAGCUGGCCUUUGUGCGAUUGUCUUAUUGCUUUCUACUCCACUGGCUAUCCUCUUGAAAAAGUUGAGGCAUAUGCUGCUUUAAGGAAGCCCUUUUUAAUUAAUGAACUUGAGCCACAACACCUGCUGCAUGACAGAAGGAAAGUAUAUGAGCAUCUGGAGAUGUUUGGUAUUCCAGUCCCUCGAUAUGCUCUUGUGAAUCGAGAUUAUCCAUUUCAAGAAGUUGAUUAUUUCUACGAAGAAGAUGAUUUUGUCGAAGUCCAUGGUGAGCGCUUUGCAAAGCCAUUUGUGGAGAAACCGGUUGAUGGUGAUAAUCAUAGCAUAAUGAUAUAUUAUCCUAGUUCUGCUGGUGGGGGCAUGAAGGAGCUAUUCAGGAAGGUUGGAAAUCGUUCCAGUGAGUUUCAUCCUGAUGUCAGACAAGUAAGACGUGAUGGCUCCUAUAUAUAUGAAGAAUUUAUGCACACAGGAGGAACAGACGUUAAGGUGUACACAGUUGGUCCUGACUAUGCUCAUGCUGAAGCAAGGAAGUCUCCUGUUGUUGAUGGUGUCGUAAUGAGAAACCCUGAUGGAAAAGAAGUGAGAUAUCCCGUUCUGCUCACCCCUGGAGAGAAGCAAAUGGCCAGAGAAGUCUGCAUUGCGUUUAGACAAGGAGUUUGUGGAUUUGACUUGCUUCGGUGCGGGGGCCGCUCGUAUGUUUGUGAUGUAAAUGGAUGGAGUUUUGUAAAAAAUUCCCACAAGUAUUACGAUGAUGCUGCUUGUGUGUUAAGGAAGAUGUUUCUAGAUGCAAAAGCUCCACAUCUUUCUUCUACUAUUCCUCCAACUUUACCUUGGAAGGUUAACGAGCCAGUCAAUGCCUCAGAAGGACUUACACGCCAAGGAAGUGGUAUCAUUGGAACAUUUGGGCAGUCAGAGGAGUUACGAUGUGUAAUUGCUGUACUUCGUCAUGGUGAUCGAACUCCGAAACAAAAGGUGAAGUUGAAGGUUACUGAAGAAAAACUGUUGAACUUGAUGCUGAAGUACAAUGGAGGACGGCCAAGAGCAGAGACAAAGCUAAAAAGUGCAGUCCAGCUACAAGAUCUGUUAGAUGCCACCAGAGCUCUUGUUCCCCGUUCCAGACGUGACAGGGAGAGUGAUAGUGAAGCGGAGGAUAUUGAGCAUGCAGAAAAGCUUCGUCAAGUCAAAGCGGUGCUUGAAGAGGGAGGGCACUUUUCUGGUAUAUACAGGAAAGUACAAUUAAAACCCUUGAAGUGGGUAAAGGUACCCAAAAACAAUGGUGAAGGCGAAGAAGAAAGACCUGUUGAAGCUUUGAUGGUCCUGAAAUAUGGAGGUGUUUUAACACACGCUGGAAGAAAACAGGCUGAAGAGCUUGGUCGGUAUUUUCGGAAUAACAUGUAUCCAGGUGAAGGCACAGGUCUACUGCGGUUACAUAGUACAUACCGUCAUGAUCUGAAGAUCUACAGCUCUGAUGAAGGGCGGGUGCAGAUGUCAGCAGCUGCUUUUGCUAAAGGUCUGCUUGAUUUGGAAGGGCAGCUGACACCAAUUCUUGUUUCACUUGUGAGUAAGGACUCUUCAAUGUUAGAUGGACUUGAUAAUGCAAGCAUUGAGAUGGAGCAAGCAAAGGCAAGGUUGAAUGAUAUUAUAACAUCUGGAGCAUCCACUUGCCACAGUAAUGGAUCACCUGAAUUUCCUUGGAUGGUUGAUGGGGCUGGACUUCCUCUUAAUGCGUUUGAGUAUCUCCCUAAAUUGGUGGAGUUGACUAAGAAGGUUACUGAACAAGUGCGGCAGCUAGCUAAGGAUGAAGAUGAAGAACUUGCAGAAAAAAGUCCAUAUGAUGUGUUCCCUCCAUAUGACCAAGCUAAGGCUCUUGGAAAGACUAAUAUUGAUGUUGAUAGGAUCGCUGCAGGAUUACCAUGUGGCAGUGAAGGAUUCCUUCUCAUGUAUGCUCGAUGGAGAAAACUCGAAAGAGAUUUGUAUAAUGAACGAAAAGCGAGAUAUGAUAUAACUCAAAUUCCAGAUGUCUAUGACUCAUGCAAAUAUGAUCUCUUACACAACGCGCACCUAAAUCUUGAAAGCUUGGAUGAACUCUUUAAUGUUGCUAAGUUACUUGCAGAUGGUGUUAUCCCAAAUGAGUAUGGGAUCAAUCCCAAGCAUAAACUGAAAAUUGGUUCGAAGAUUGCACGUCGUUUGUUGGGCAAGAUAUUGAUUGAUUUGAGAAACACUCGUGAAGAAGCUAUCAAUGUUGCUGAACUGAAGAGCAACGACUCCCAGCAUACUCAAUCUGUAAAGAAAGACGAUGCCAACUCUCGAUCGAAAACACAGACUAAAAAUGAAGAUACAAGAAGAUCUAGUGCGACAAGUGAUCUUUCAAUUGAUCAGGAAGACGACGAUGAAAAGGAAACUGAAUACCGAUUGGAUCCAAAGUAUGCUAAUGUGAAGACACCAGAACGACAUGUGAAGACGCGACUAUAUUUUACUUCAGAAUCUCAUAUUCAUUCCUUGAUGAACGUCCUUCGCUAUUGUAACUUGGAUGAAUCUUUACAAGGAGAAGAGAGCCUUGUUUGUCUCAGUGCUCUGGAGCGACUAUUCAAAACUAAGGAGCUAGAUUACAUGAGUUACAUAGUAUUGAGGAUGUUUGAGAACACAGAGGUAGCUCAAGACGAUCCAAAAAGAUUUCGCAUUGAAUUGACUUUCAGUCGUGGUGCUGAUCUGUCACCUCUGGAGAACAAAGACAGUGAAGCAAAUUGGUUGCAUCAGGAGCAUACGUUGCCUAUCAUGGGACCAGAAAGGUUGCAAGAGGUUGGAUCGUGCCUGACCUUUGAGAAAAUGGAAGAUAUGUUCCGUCCAUUUGCAAUGCCUGCUGAAGACUUUCCACCCCCUAUUACACCCAUAGGCUUCACUGGUUACUUCUCGAAAUCAACUGCCGUUCUUGAACGCCUUGUGAACUUUUGGCCUUUCAAUAAGCACACUAGUUUCAAUGGCAAGUGAAUUUGUAUAUAGCACACACUUGCUGAUUCUUGUAAAUAUCAGUUUUGACCCUGCUUUUGUUUCUAUCUCAAUCAUUCGUUUUCUUUAGUUUGAGUUCUGCUUCAUUCCUUGAAGGGGAAUGUGAAGUUUUGAUAACUUGCAAGUGGUAAAGCAUAUUUCAGUAAGA